Molecule: messenger RNA, 1562 nt
Organism: Hypanus sabinus (Atlantic stingray)
Lineage: Eukaryota; Metazoa; Chordata; Chondrichthyes; Myliobatiformes; Dasyatidae
Gene: mrps31
Product: mitochondrial ribosomal protein S31
Exons: 6
Coding region: 62-1030 (322 amino acids)
Cellular component (GO): mitochondrial small ribosomal subunit
Molecular function (GO): structural constituent of ribosome
Source: RefSeq, a predicted model, not a curated record
CGUAGCAGCGGUGCACAAGUGCGGGUCGGUGCUGCGACCGGUUGCCUCCGGAGUUACAGCGAUGCAGAGAGCGGCGGUGUUGGUGGUGAAACGUGGGGCAGCUCGGCGACAGGGUUGCGGUUUGUGCUUGCUGACUGGAACAGGCCAAAGGCCUAUCUUUACUGGUUCUGCUGGGCUGAAAAACGAUAAUGAAGUACAGCAGGUUACGGCGCCAAAACCACAGGAAAAUGCAGAAAAAAAGGAAGCUGCUCUGCAGGUGAGGAAUGGUUUGCUGAACCUAAUUGGUGGUAUGAAAGUGGAAAUCAGCACCAAGAGGAAGUUGCAAGCCCUGAGAACAGAGCGAAUAAAGGAUAAAAUGAAAGCCAAGCUGGAAACCAUGGAAAGCACAACCAGCAUGUUUCAGCAUGCAACUGAAGAAAUUAAAAAUCAAAGCAACAAGACAUUAAGCCCAGACCUUGUGGCAGCAGCUUCAGCAGUUGCAUCAUCUAUGCCCCAUAACAAGAAACAGAUAGAGUCAGAUUUGCUUCAGCAGCUCAGAAAGCAUGAAUCAGAAACAGAAGCACAGAAAAAUGGCGAUGUUAGCAACAUUGGUAAUAUUAUUGCAAACAUGAAGGUUGGAAAACGUCCUGGUGCACGGGCUGGAUUCAGAUCUGCCAGUGAAAUCCACUUUGAUGACGAUGGGCAAGGAUAUGUUCCUCACCGAGGUGUUACCAGUGAAUUUGAUGCACUAAGGAAAAGGAAGGGUAUUUAUACAGGAAAAAGGUUAAACAUUUUUCCUGCACGCAUGGAAUCAGAAAGCAUACCAGAAUCUGUGCCAGUGUCUCUUGAUGCCCCAGGUGAGGCGGGGCAAUGGCUUGUCCGCACUGUUGGGGAGGAGAAGAAAGGAGCUGAGCGGGCUGAGUUACAAGUUAAGUUUCCCGUAGCUGGGGACAGAGACUUCAAAGGGGGCUUAUGGGACCUGCAAGGAGAAAGCUGGGGAGAGCUUUCUGGGGACAUUGUCCGUGCACCUAGUGUUUUGAGCUGCUUUUGAGGAAGUGUGUGGCUGCUUUGGGUCAGAUACCGAAUUUAGACGAGGGACUGUGUGGUUCACCCCGUUGAAGCCAAUGGUGAUAUGGCCCAGGGAAAUAGAGUGAUGGGGACCCCCAACUUUUCUGCAGUGCCUGAGGGCAAGGCCCUCUUAGUGGAGGCUCCAGAAGACCUCGAGGGGGUUGCCCCUGGUGCACCUGUUCACAGUGACAGUAACGUCCAAUGCUCCUGUGAGACAAGUUGGGGAGAAACUAUAGGAAAAAGGAGGAAAGUUGACAGCGAAGAUAGAGGUGGUUACCAUUUGGCCAAGGCUCCAGACUGUGAAUGCUCUUCGCUCAUUCCUUGCGUUCACUGGUAUAUGCUGCCUUUCGCUAACUCCCCAUUGAUUGAGGAAGAGACUCCCUGGUACCUGCGGGUUAGUAGGGGAGGUUGUGGCAGAAUGUGACCCCUACUGUUUUGGGGAGCAAUGUCACUGCUUUGUACACCUGGAUUGCACGUUGUGUUUUGCAGGAAGGGUUUGGCGAAUUAUCUCACCA